GCCGGGCCGGCCGGGAUUCAGAGCCCGCGGCGGAGCGGCGGCGCCCGGGUGCGCGGCAUGCCGGGGCUGGUGGCGUUCGGGAGGCGCUGGGCCAUCGGCAGCGACGACUUCGUUCUCCCUGGGGCCUUCGAGCUGUUCCUGAGGCUGCUGUGGUGGGUCGGCAUCCUGGCGCUGUACGCCGUGCACAAGGGGCGGUUCGGCUGCCCGGGAGGAGCGCUGCUGCACGGCUACCUGCUGGUGCUGCUGGCCCUGCUGGCCGCCAUCAUCUGCACGCUGUCCGCCCUCGUGUACGUCAGCAUGCAAGGAACAAUUUCUAACCCAGGCCCAAGAAAGUCACUUCCCAAACUACUUUAUACUCGCCUACUUCUCUACUUGCCUGAGUUUAUCUGGGCCGUUGUAGGAGCUGUGUGGGUGUCAGACAGCAGCGUGCGCUGCGACAGCACUGUGAUAAACGUCAUCCUUGGGACAGUUGUUGCAAGCUGGGUUAUCAUUGUCUUUACCAUCAUCGGAGUGCUAAUUGUCUUUGAUCCACUCGGGGGGAAAAAGACAUUUUACCUCACUGAUGGUUUAGAUCGGAACCUGGAAAGCAGCCAGUCGGGGCAGCUGCUGUACAAUGUGAAGAGCACUGCUACCAGGGUCUGGGAGAAAAGAAUCCGGUUGAUGUGCUGCUGUAUUGUGCAGGACGAUGACCAUCGGGUGGCUUUCACAAGCAUUGCAGAGCUCUUCCGCGCCUACUUCUCAGACACAGAUCUGGUGCCGAGUGACAUAGCAGCUGGUUUGAUUCUGCUCCAUCAAGAGCAAGAUAAAAUGGAAAGCUGCCCGAAAGAGCCAGAAGAAGUCCUCUGUCACUCCCCCUCGUCUCUUGCGGCUGAUGACUUGGAUGUUGAACUGGAGCACGCUGCUCACUACAUGCUGUUUGCUGCAGCUGCCUAUGGCUGGCCCUACUACAUAUACACCAACCCAUUCACUGCGCUCUGUAAGCUCAACGGUGACUGUUGCAGAAGUAGACCAGAAGAUUCUGAUAUAACUGGAAGUGAUCGUCGCAACUUUCACUUUGGAUCUAUCCUAAGAAUAACAGGACUGCAGUACAGAGACUUCAUUCAUAUCAGUUUUCACAACAAGAUCUACGAGAUUCCAUUUUUUGUUGCUUUGGAUCACAAAAAAGAAGCUAUUGUGGUUGCAGUGAGAGGAACGUUGUCUUUUGAGGACAUUCUCACUGAUCUGUCAGCAGACUGUGAAGACCUGACCCUGGAAGAUGUUCUGGAGAAUGGCUUCGUGCAUAAGGGAAUAACUCAGGCUGCAAAUUACAUCUAUCAAAAGCUAAUAAAUGAUGGAAUUUUAAACCAGGCUUUCACAAUUGCUCCAGAAUACAAGCUUGUGAUAGUUGGUCACAGUUUGGGUGGUGGAACAGCUUCUGUAUUGGCGAUCAUGCUCAGGAACUCCUUCCCAACAUUAAAAUGUUACGCCUUUUCUCCUCCAGGAGGACUUCUAAGCAAAACGCUUGCAGAGUACUCUAAACGCUUCAUUGUUUCGGUCAUUCUUGGAAAGGACCUUGUUGCAAGGUUAAGCAUGCCCAACAUGGAGGACUUAAAGAGAAGAAUAGUGAGAAUUGUGGCAAACUGCAACAGACCCAAGUACCAGAUUUUGUUGCGUGGCUGUUGGUACGAAGUAUUUGGAGGAGAUCCAGAUAACUUCCCAACUGAGCUGGAUGGGAGGAACGACGAUGCCCUGACGCAGCCCCUUCUAGCGGAGGAAAGCUUAAUGGUGCAUCGCUCUCCUUCAUACAGUGCCCUCGGCGCAGAAUCGCACUUCAAUUCUCCGCCGCAGUACCCUCGUCUGUACCUUCCUGGGAAGAUUAUCCAUAUUGUAGAAGAAUCCAGCUCUAGGAGGUUGUGCUCUUCAGACAUUAAAUACUCUGCAAACUGGUCAAAUGAAACAGUCUUCAGCAGCAUUUUAAUUAGUCCCAAGAUGAUAACAGACCACAUGCCUGAUGUUGUGCUCAACGCUCUCAACAGUUUGUCUCAAGAACAUAGAUCUUGUAUGUCUUGUCAAGCAAAAUAAUGGAAUAGAGUGUGGUACGUAGCUCAGAAGAGAGAAUUGCUUUAAACAAAAAUGAAAAAUGCAGCUUUGAGGUAUUCAGGAUACAUUCUACUUUCAUAGAGUGGAUUCCAGUACUUUUCUCAUCUUGUGCGUAACAAACAAGAGGUUUUGGUGCCCUUGUCUCUGCAGUGAUCUCAAGCAACAUUAUAAUGGGUGAAGCACAUAUUCUGCACUGAUGCUGAAGCUUGAGCUUUUCCAAAAGUGGAACAGUAUACAAGUGCCAUCCAAGCUGCUGUAAGCUGUCACCAGAGAGCUGAGCCUUCAACUGAACGCUUGACUGAGGUGAGGCCAGCUUGUCAGCACAGAGCCCUGUGAGGCAGGUAAAAAAAGAAUCCAGUUCUGCCUUCAAGUCACUUCGUUCCACUGCUCACGGGUGUCCUGCACCCUGCUGCUGCGGAGCACAGGCUGCCUGUUAAAGGUGCUGUGAAGAAAGCAGUGCUGCAGUGCAAAAGUUGGCUGCAGCUGAGCAGCAGGAGGUGAGUGAGGGACUGCUUGUGGUCAGGGCAGCCUGGCACGUGGGUGUGUGAAGGCAGGCCCUACUAUUGUGUCAUUUUUUGUUUUGUUUUUAAUCAGGCAGUUCUGGUUGCACUGUUUUAUCUUUAAGGGUGUGUAGCAUCCCUGUUGGAGGUGGUGGGAGUCACGUGUAAGUGCUGCUUGGGUUUACAUGUGCAAUAUUCUUAAUCUACCUGGCUUUUGUAUUUGUUGACCAACAGGACUACUUUUAAUUAAUUUUAAACUGAUCCAAUACUUCAACUACUUAAUGAGGAAAAACAAUUAUUCAUGCUUCACCUUCAUCCUGGUAGUCACUAGCUCUAAUGAAAACAGCAAUUUGUAAUUCUGCAAAAAAUAUAUAUUUGUACAGUGAAACUGGUUUUAAGAGUGUGGCUUGUUUCUAGUGUGUAAGUACUUGAACAACUUUUUGUUUAAGUCAAGAACAUUUCUUUCUUAUCAAAAGAAAUUGCAAGAAAUAAGUAACCAUAUGACAUGGUUAAGAACAGCCCUGUGGUGUUUUGCUGUGAUACUUAAUGAGGAAGAAAAAAUAAAAACACGCUGUAAAGAACUUG
Messenger RNA from Tympanuchus pallidicinctus (lesser prairie-chicken), 3164 nucleotides. RefSeq names its product diacylglycerol lipase beta (gene DAGLB). NCBI's taxonomy places the organism in Eukaryota, Metazoa, Chordata, Aves, Galliformes, Phasianidae. Gene Ontology annotation, biological process: lipid metabolic process. The record is from RefSeq and is a predicted model, not a curated record. The coding region runs from base 58 to 2061 and encodes 667 amino acids. The transcript has 15 exons.